AUGGCGACCUGGACCGUCCUGCCCGGGAGCAAGAACGCGCUGCCCGGAUUCACCGACCCAGCACCGGGCGUCGACAAAAAGCUGCGCGUGGAAUUGUUCGUGGAUGGCAACCCCGUGGAGCACACCCUCGGGGAAUACGCCCCGCUUGCCGUCGCCUCCCAGUUUUACCUGGAGGGAGAUAAGCGCGAUCGGUUGCAGAAGACCACCUACUUCGAAGAGGAGGAACUCCAGAUGCUCUACGAGGGAUUUCUGGCAGCUGCCUGGCCCCACAAGGAGCUGUCGUCGCAGCAGUUCGUAGAUCUGUUCCCGCAGUUUGGCGACGCCAAGGUUCUGGUCUCGCUGUUUUCCUGCAUGGACGCCGACACCAACACGAGCGUCGACUUUGCCGAGUAUUGCCGCGCCCUUUCCAUCAUUGCUCGAGGCAGCCUCGACGAAAAGAUCGACCUGGCCUUUUCCAUUUUGGACCUGGACAAGAAUGGGCUCGUCGAAAGGGACGAGGUCAUGCUCACCGCGCAGCACAUGAGCGAGACCAUGGUUCGCUUGGGAUACGACGAAGAGAGCUUCGGUCAGGCCGAGGCGUUGGUCAACCUGCUCUUCCAGCGAUCUCGCGCGUCCACGCUAUCCUCCAGCAGGCAGGACCUUGACGGCAAGGGCAAGGCUGUCAGCCGUGCCAAGGACCACAAGGCCAAGACCGCCCCGCGCUCUCAGGAGCCCUUGCCCGCCGCUGAUGGGGCUGGGCUGGCGACGUCUGCGUUGGGGGCGGCACUCGAGGUGCAAGGGGAAGAGCUCGAAGAAGACACCACCGAGAUCGAGGAGAAGGACGACGCCACGCUCUAUUGGAACGCCCUCAAUCGGGAGAUGUUCAAGGAGCGUGCUCGCAACGAGCCCGACCUUGCCCAGUGCUUUGGCAUGUUCGAUUUCUUCCGCGACGAGAUUCUCUCGCCCAUCCAGAACCUCCUGGGCGAGACCAAGGAGAUGGAGAUCAGCGGGUGGCUCGACAAGGACAAGGGUGAUGGUGCCCUGUACCAGGCAGUUUCCCUCCUCACGUCGGAUCGGCGCUGGUUCGUCAUCCAAAACGGCUUCCUCUCGUACCACAAAUCCAACAAAGAGCUGGACAAGCCCCUCAACGUGAUUGCGCUCCGAUCUGCCAGCGUCCGGGCCGGUCCCUCUCCUGCGAAUUGGUUCAUGUUGCAGACGCCCUCCUUCUGUCGCCAUCUCUUUGCCGAGACCAGAGACGACAUGAAGCGCUGGGUCAACAUCAUCCGCAACAACAUCAAAAACGAAAACCGCUUCAAGUCGUUUGCGCCCAUUCGGGAGGGCAUCAACACCAGGUACGCCCCAUCCCGGGGCGAUUGGUGGAUGUAA
Molecule: messenger RNA, 1365 nt
Organism: Acanthamoeba castellanii str. Neff
Lineage: Eukaryota; Discosea; Longamoebia; Acanthamoebidae
Product: PH domain containing protein
Exons: 22
Coding region: 1-1365 (454 amino acids)
Biological process (GO): regulation of DNA-templated transcription
Molecular function (GO): sequence-specific DNA binding; calcium ion binding; DNA-binding transcription factor activity
Source: RefSeq, a predicted model, not a curated record